Molecule: messenger RNA, 1443 nt
Organism: Fusarium mangiferae
Lineage: Eukaryota; Fungi; Ascomycota; Sordariomycetes; Hypocreales; Nectriaceae
Exons: 3
Coding region: 1-1443 (480 amino acids)
Biological process (GO): regulation of DNA-templated transcription; DNA-templated transcription
Cellular component (GO): nucleus
Molecular function (GO): DNA-binding transcription factor activity, RNA polymerase II-specific; zinc ion binding; DNA binding
Source: RefSeq, a predicted model, not a curated record
AUGACUUCACCACAACGAGCACCCCGAGUUUGCCGGAUAUGCAGAAUCAAGAAGAAGGCAUGCGGCAAAGAACUCCCUACCUGUUCUUACUGCUUCAAGCGCGGUUUCGAUUGCAUAUACGAGAGCGAGAGCGAUACGCCGCCAAUCAACGACGUUGCAACAGAGGUGUUCAAACCAUGGUCUCUUACGUUAUUCCCCAUGUCCAUUUCCACUGCCACUUUAGACAGAACGAUGGCUAAUCACAUGCACUACCUAUACAAAGUAGUCGGCCAAUCUCCCCUCCAAGCCGGGCAACGAUUCCUCGACAACUUUCAGCGAUGGUUACCUAUCAUAGCUCCGCGGCGCCUGCAUGAGCUUAUUGAGCUAAGCGAGCAAGGGCUUCCUGGGGCUGACGUUUCUGUUCUUUUGCUCUCGAUAUGCCUUGUUACUCUGAGGUCCGGUGGAGACUUGGAUGAUCCUUUCCUUCAUAGCUCCGCAGUACAUGUGACUGUCAAGACACUGUACGCUCAAGUUCAGGCUAUCACACAUGCUAACAUAGCUCUGGUUCAGGCUGGUGUUGUCUUAUCGGCUUAUGAGUAUGCUAGUGGUCAGAUUGACUCAGCUUACAUAUCCAUUGCUGCAUGCAUCAGAAUGGCACAGGUUGUUGGUGUUGACACUGCAUAUGAGCGAUUGGGUGCUGUCCAAGAAGAAACAAGGCAACAAGCGACGUCAGAGUGGAAUUUGUGGUGGUCCAUCAUCGUCCUGGAAAGGUUUAUCUUGCUAGAGUACAGCAAUACCGGACGUCGAUAUCACAUAGCCAUUUGCCCCGACUCCGACGUACCCUUACCUUCCGACACAGAAUCUAACGGUGAAUAUAUUCCAACUUAUUGCACCAUGUCUUCAUCGACUAUUCAGAGUUCUUCCAACUUGAGCAGUUUCGGCCGACAAGCGCAAGCUAUCUAUUUGCUUGACCGCUGCUUGAAUGAGAUAAGUCAUUUUAAGCAGGGCGACUCUGAAUCACAGCUCUUGAAGCUACAAGAAUUGGACAAAGACUUGCAAGAGCGGCUGUCUGUCUUUAUGACACAAACGCCACAUGAGCCGGGUCUGCGUUGUGGAACUAUCGCAACAGUAAUAAGGUCACUGUAUAUUUUACACGGCGAGAUAUUAUACAUAGCGGGGUUAUUUCCAGGUGACGCCAACAGAGAGGGAUGGAUGAAGAGCUCCGAAGCCGCGUUGGAGACGAUUACCACGAUCAUGGUUGAUGUUGCGAAACAUCACUUGGACUAUAUCACUCGUUCUGGUGUUGACAGCUUGGCUUUCUGCUGUGCAUGUAACCUUCGGGUAGCGAUAAGGUACACUGAAGAUCGCUGUAAGCAUGGCUAUGUAUGUAAAAGUCUGCUAGAUGGUCUAGGAUAUCUGAAAGCACUGGAAACGGUGUUCAAUAAGAGAUGGAACAUGAAUUAG